AUGGAGUUGCGAGCUGACCUGCUGAAGUCCAUCUGGUAUGCUUUCACCUCUCUGGAUGUGGAGAGGAGCGGGAAGGUGUCCAAGUCCCAGCUAAAGGUGUUGUCUCAUAACCUAUACACUGUGCUGAACAUCCCACACGACCCUGUGGCUCUAGAGGACCACUUUAGAGACAAUGAUGAUGGGCCGGUGUCCAACCAGGGGUACAUGCCCUACCUCAACAAAUUCAUACUGGACAAGGUGGUUGAGGGCACGUUUGAUAAGGAGAAUGUAGAUGAGUUCUGCUGGACUCUCUGUGCCAAAAAGAACUACCAGCCUAAAGAUGGCGUGGGUGUUCUGCCUGAUAAAGAUGCCUUCCAUCUUUGGUGCCUCUUCAACUUCCUGUCUGAAGACAAGUAUCCACUGGUCCUGGUCCCAGAGGAGGUAGAAUAUCUCCUGAAGAAGAUCUCCUCAGCCAUGAGUGUGGAGUUGAGCUGUGUGGACAUGGAAGACUUAAUCUCCCAGGAGGCUGUGCAGCAGAGCGGCAUCACAGUGUGGGCCUUCCUGGACUUUGUCAACACCGGGAGGCUGACCAGAGGUGUGGAGAAGGACGCUGUUAAGAUGGCGAUAGAUGAGGUCUACCAGGAGAUAGCGGGCAAUAUCAUAAAAGAGGGGUAUUUGUGGAAGAAGGGCCACUUGCGGAGGAACUGGAACGAGCGCUGGUUCUCUCUCCAGCCCAGCACUCUGCAUUACUAUGUCAGUGAGGACCGCAAGGAGUGUAAAGGCUGUAUAGAGCUGGGCCACAACUGCUGUGUGGAGGUGCUGCCAGAGAAGGAGGGGAAGAGGUGUAUGUUCUGUGUGAAGACACUCACCAAGACCUACGAGAUGAGCGCCCCCGACACCAAGCAGAGACAGGAGUGGACCACAGCGAUCCAGACAGCCAUCCGUCUGUGUGUGGAGGGGAAGAAGUCCCUGCAUAAGGACCUGAAGCUGCGACGCAGGGAGCAAAGGGAGGAGAGGGUGAUGAGGCGCACCGCCAAGGAGGAGGAGCUGCAAAGUCUGCACCUUCUCCAGGGGGAGAGGGAGAGCAAGCUGGCCGAGCUGGAGCUACUACAGGUUGCACAAAGGCAGGCCCAGUCAGCUCUGCUGCAGGAGGAUCAGAAGAGGAGACAGCAACAUGUGGAGCUGCAGAGAACCCUACAGGAGCAGCUACAGCAGGCUGAGGAGGCGCGAGCCAGCAUUCAGGCAGAAAUGGCCCUCAAGGAGGUGGAGACGGAGCGUCAGAGGAGGAGGAUCUGGGAGCUGGAGGAGACGCAGCUCCGCCUGGAGGAUGCCCUGCACCAGAAGAUCAGAGUGAGACAAGACGAGGAAAUCUACCGCCUCGCACAGGCCAGGCUGCUGAUAGAGGAGGAGGAGAAGAUGAAGGCCCUGCUGGCCCUCCAGGAGGAACAGGAGCAGUACAUCCUGAAGACCCAGAGAGAGAAGCAGGAGCUCAGGCAGGAGAUGGUAACCAAGUCCCAGGCUUUGAAGGAGGCCCAACACCAGCUGGAGAAGGUUCAGGCCAGCCGGCACAGAAUGGACCAGGACAUUGCGGCUACUCAAAGGAAGCUGCGACAGACCAGCACCAGCUUCAAACACUGGAACAUCCAGGUGAACAGACUGACGCAUCCUGUUGGACCAGCAGAGAGAAGACCCUCUCUUGGAAGCUCAGGGGUCCCAGUUGUGCGUGUGCCCUCCCUACGAGACCCGGGCCUACGCAUGUACCAUCAGAGGAGCAAGAGCGAGAAGGAGAAGUGAGGAGUGAGUGAGCAUCAGUGGAAGAGAGGAGAGGCAUCUGUCUCAAGCCUCCAAUGGGGACAUGGACAACACCCCCAAGCUAAGAAUGUUAAUAUACACUGCUCAAAAAAAUAAAGGGAACACUUA
Molecule: messenger RNA, 1899 nt
Organism: Coregonus clupeaformis (lake whitefish)
Lineage: Eukaryota; Metazoa; Chordata; Actinopteri; Salmoniformes; Salmonidae
Product: differentially expressed in FDCP 6 homolog
Exons: 12
Coding region: 1-1773 (590 amino acids)
Cellular component (GO): cytoplasm; nucleus
Source: RefSeq, a predicted model, not a curated record